Dendronephthya gigantea is the source of this 2453-nucleotide messenger RNA. RefSeq names its product DNA-directed RNA polymerase III subunit RPC5-like. Gene Ontology annotation, biological process: DNA-templated transcription. Bases 7 to 2001 code for a protein of 664 amino acids. Gene Ontology annotation, cellular component: nucleus; RNA polymerase III complex. The transcript has 23 exons. The record is from RefSeq and is a predicted model, not a curated record. Lineage: Eukaryota; Metazoa; Cnidaria; Anthozoa; Malacalcyonacea; Nephtheidae.
UUCAAGAUGGUCGACGAGUUGCCAGUUCCAUCUGUUUAUGAUGAGCCAGAUGAGGAAGAUGAUGUAGUUGACGAGAUUGAUGUCUAUUUAGCCAAAAAUCUGGCUGAAAACCUUUACCUUUUCCAGUAUCUAAGCCGUCCAGCUGCAGUGAGCUACGACAAGACAGCAUGUUUAUCAUCAAGGGUAAAACCAAAACAACAAAAGGUAAUGCUGGAAAUGUCGUUAAACACAUCUGGUCCCAGUUACUGCAAAUCUAAAGGGGAACAAUUUGCCUGGGAAGCUGACCAUGCUGCAUCAGAUGAUAAAAAAUUCUUCAGAAGUGACAGAAUGGACAAGCAAGUCUUGCUCUCUUCCCAAGGAACAGUUUCAACAUCACAGUAUGCAGUUGGUCUGCUGAGAGAUGGGGAAAUUCAUUUAACACCUCUCAAGGGGGUUGUUCAAUUGAGGCCCAGUUUUGAAUAUUUGGAUCGUAAUCAGGAGAAAAAGCCAACUAACCAGGAGGAAGGUGAUUCACAAGAUGAAGAUGAGGAAAAGGCCACUGCUUUGUUGGUUAGGUUUGCUAAGAAGGAAACUGAACAAGCCAAAGCUCAGAGGCUGUCAUCCUAUAAACAUCUUGAGAAACAGAUGUCGGAAGAACCAUGGACUGAAGUUGAAUAUUUUGGAAUCAAUGACACAAAAAGUGUUGAGGAACGAAAUUUGCUGUUUUGUCAAGAAGUGAAUACUGAGGUUUUAGAAUUUGAUGCAACCUCAAGUAGUUAUGUUGAGAUGUUGAUGCCUACUACAGCAGAGGUUUCAAGUGAUUUAAACUCAUUGCCAACCAAAUUCACAACGUUAGCUCAUGUACGAAAAAUGGACAUAAUUGACCAAGUUAGGAAUCGCUUAAUAGAGGCUAAAUUAAUGACAUUCUCGGAGAUCUCCAAUGCAUUGCUUCCUCCAGCAAACGACGUUACUGUGUUGAAAUGUCUACAGCAACAUGCGGUUCUUGUUCAAGGAUCUUGGGUUGUUAAAAGUGAAUUACUUUAUCCAAAAGGAAAAACAAGUGCUUUCAGCUCCUCAACAUCAGAGACAUUAUGUGUUGCAAGAGACUACAUCCUUUACAGAUUCACCGAAUCUCGUAUCGUUCAAAGAAGCGACGUGAUUUCUGUGGUCAAGCUGACAGUAAAUGAUGUGAAUGAUCUGCUACAGCAGGUUGCGACCAGAAUCGUCAACGUUGGCUGGGAAUUCAAGCUGCCUUACGACCAAGAUUUUGUUCAAAAGUUUGGCGAUGUCGUAAAACAACAGUCAUCGUUCUGGACGACAAAAUAUCAAACUCUUUCUGAGAGGUAUCAUUUAAAGAACGAGGUCGACAACUCAGACGAAGUCAAAGUAACCAAGACUAAUGCUACCACCAGCCGCCCACCUGAAGUCAAAUGUGCAGUCGAGCCUUCGCCCAGUAUUUCUGAAACACAGAUAAAUCAGAAUGCUUGUAAAGAACUCGUCGUCAAAGACACAGAAACUAAACUCUCACCGCAGGAUGAAGAAAAAUUAUUAAAUCAUCUUGUGAAAUUUGUCAAAGACAAACUGAAUACAAGCAGUUUAAGCUUAGCAGAAUUUAAAAAACUCCUGCUACUUCAUCAUCACUCAGCGGGGUCACAAGAAGAUGUCCUCUCUUCUGGUGUUACAGAUUCAUUACUUUUGAAAGCAAUUGCUAAAUGCGAUGGAGAAGAAAUUGAUCUUAAGUGGCCCACGACAUCACAAUAUCCAUCAGAUUUAAAUAGUCGUAGAAUUUUUGUCGUUCGAAGUCUUGGCAGUCCCUUAGACAAGUAUCGAAGCGUCAUACUGAACAUGUUUCACGGAGCUUUCUCUGUUCAGCGAAGAAUGAUCAUGGAAAAAUCACGACAGGUUCUCGGCACUGCACCCACCGCCUCGGAGUAUAACAAAGUUAUACAGGAGUUGGGGCUCGAACGAAAAGGGGCAUGUUGGUUCAUUCGUGGAACGCAGCCGGGCACUCUACGAACAUAGGCUGGAAAUUGUCUAACAACUGGAGGAUUUCCAACACUGGCUUACUACAUCCAGAGUCGUGCCUGCUAAAUGAACCGAAGGCACAAGAAGAGAAAAUAUUGCAGGUUAGAGUGACGUUAUUAAAAACACAUGAGAAUGGAGCUAUGUUGCGUGGUAAAGACUGCAAAAAGCAAAAGUACAGGAUAAAAUAUCCAAAUUAAGGUACCGGAUAAAAUAUCGCUUCGUUUACAUUAAACUGGGGUUGAAUUUAACUGCAUUUGAAAUUCUAAGAAACAUUUACAUCGGAUGAAUAAAAUAAGGAAAGCGCAGAUGACAAAUAACGUUUUUAAUCUAAAAUUAAUUUCAAACAUUAUUCCUGUUACAUCAAUGUUUAUCACAAUACUCUUCAAUAAUCAACUAAGAAUCGUUCCUUUUAAAUUUAAAUAUAUAAUGCUACAAUUUAUUGUAUAUAU